CCGAUACAUUACACGGAUCAUUUUCAGUUGGCCAUUAACUGAGAAAAAGGGAAGAAAUUCUUCAGAAAAUUGGAGCGAAACCGGCCUGAAUCUAUCGAUGAACAAACGGUGAACAAAGUUUCUGAUUUUCAGUCGCUCGGGGAACUAAAUUUUCAGGCGAAAGACGUCUUCAAGAGUUUUAAUUUUUCGCUGCGUUUGUCUUGCUCUGUUCGGCAUCGAAGAAAUCAAAAACGGAAGUGCAGGUUUCAGCUCAUAAAAUGUUGAUGGGUCAUGCUGAGGGGCUGCCAAAGCUUGGGUCCGCGAAGGAUUUGCUGCUUUCCGAUCAUGUAGCAGAGCAAGGAGUCGAUGAAGAAGCUGAAGAUCCUUCGCAAGUUCUAUAUACAGCUUCAUUUGAGGAACUUGCGUCAAAGAAUGUUCAGUACGAUACAAUAAUAUGGCUCUCAAUAUCUCUGCUACUAGUAUUGGCAUGGGGUAUUGGUGUAGUUAUGCUUCUUUAUUUGCCCUUUAAACGAUAUGUGCUUCAGAAAGAUAUUGCAUCCAGGAAACUCUACAUUACAUCAAAAGAAAUAGUGUACAAGGUAUCUAGACCUUCGUUUAUACCCUUCUAUGGAGAAACCAAAAUCGAGAAGCAUAUACCACUAUCCUUGAUAAUUGAUAUUAUAAUUGAACAAGGGUGGUUGCAGUCAGUCUAUGGAUUACAUACCUUUAGAGUUGAAUAUAUCUCACAUGGUAAAGCAGCACCUGUUGAUGAAUUACAGUUUCAAGGGGUUAAUAACCCUGGAUUUCUUAGGAAGGUUUUACUAACGCAGACUUCAAAGGUUAUACAAGAUGUUGGCAAAAGCUGGAAUCCCAUAAGUGGAGGUGAAAGCAUGUAUCGUAUGGAAUCUUUGACCUUGGGUCCAGCAGUUUUGAGGUCGCCAACACCAUCUAAAGGCCGGAGGAUAAUGGGUUCCCCUCACCAUCCUCCUAUGGAGCCCCAAGGCAUUGUACCUACUGGUCUGAUGCUCCACAAGCUUGAAGAAGUUAAUAAGUCAGUGAAGAAACUCGAGUUUCUUAUUGAGAAAACUCAGGCCUCCAGUGGACCAAAUCCGGAGAAUGCAUGAGAAGUUGCUCGAUAUUGCUGGCCACCUUUGAUCUCUUUGGGAAAAGAAGGUGACAGGAAGAAUUGAAACACAUAGUGUAAAUAGACAGAUAUUUCAAUACAGAGAAGCAGGUGGAGAUGUUCUGUGUCCAUUAUACAACUUGAAAGUGCAUGUGCUAUAAAUUUCCAGGCCACUUGUGUCUGGUGUAGUUGUUUUGAGUUUGCCUGUAGAGUUGGAACAACUAAUGAUCCAAUUAUACAGAUAGGGAUGGUAAUGGAUCGGGGUCUAAGUCGGGUUUGGCAGAACCGAACAUCUAAUCCCGCAGGAGUUUUUUGGACUUGGAUCCUACCCCACCCGACCUGGCCGGGGCCAGACCAUUCCUCAGUAAUCCCAUUGAAUGUCAUCCAUUUCUGAUAUCAUGGGGCCUAUAGAUGUAGUGAAAUGUGAGGGUAAUUCUUCAUUCGUUGAUAGUUCUGGACAUGUUUUAUUUGUUGUUGUAAAUGAAAUCAAGUUUUGAAUU
Molecule: messenger RNA, 1602 nt
Organism: Sesamum indicum (sesame)
Lineage: Eukaryota; Viridiplantae; Streptophyta; Magnoliopsida; Lamiales; Pedaliaceae
Source: RefSeq, a predicted model, not a curated record